This is a messenger RNA of Actinia tenebrosa (Australian red waratah sea anemone), 1476 nucleotides long. RefSeq lists its product as uncharacterized. The record is from RefSeq and is a predicted model, not a curated record. Lineage: Eukaryota; Metazoa; Cnidaria; Anthozoa; Actiniaria; Actiniidae.
AUACGAUAAUCAAUGGCGGYGAGCUUCAUUUCUGUCUUUUACCUCUGCUGUCUUCUUCAUAUAUCUGCAACUUCUUUGUCCGUGAACCAAAACGUCGUCGCGCGCACCAAGGCUUCCAUAAAAGACGCUGCAAAACAGUUUAAAUUCGACUGGUGUAAGCAAAGAAUAAGUCGUUACGAUUGGAAGUCAAGACUAAAGAGUUGUUUGAAGGACAUUCAAUGGGAAACACAAAGAGGGCCUUCCUCCAUGGAAACGGACCCCAAACGCAGCUACGUUAAGAAGUUAGACAUUCAACCAGCCGGCUAUUUCAGCAAAAUUUUUAUUCAAGCUGUUUUAAAAAACGACGAGAAGAAAAAAGUCGGAGGGGAUUUUUUUCGAGCGUAUAURAGCGGGCCCUCUGAUUUAACAGCUACGGUCAUCGAUCAUAAUAAUGGUACUUAUGAAUUACUCUUCCUGGUAAUGGUACCUGGUCGUUACGAAGUCCAGGUUAUAUUGGACUAUACUCUGUGUAAGGGUAUUAAAGAUCCUCCACAGGACUGGUUUGCAAGAGGUUGUCUCCACGGCUCGUUCCAGCCCUCUGGUAGCCUACACGGUCGUACGCAUGACUACAUUAACAAACCGCUAACAAAGACUAAAGGGCUUCAGUUUGUAGUAGAACCAUCUUUUGCACAGUCUGAUAAAGAACUAGGAGCUUUUAAAGAUGCUGGUCACCUUGGAUGUAAAGAUGACUGCAAUGUAUUAUGGGAUGGUUAUGGUACAUGGGUGAACAACCAAUGGAUUCCGUACACUCCAGGUCUGGCGUUGGCGGGUUCAGGACAUCCCCAGGGCCAAGGUGUAUUAUGGGUGUUCGGUGAUUCACUAAACAGAUAUUUCUAUGAAUCAAUCCUAACUCGUCCACUCUGCUGGCAAGUUUUCCGCGCUUGUUACUUCACGAUGACUUGGGUCUACAUUCUUCGACACACAGCGAAAGAGGAGAUGGAUCUCAGAUAUGGCGGGAAAUACAUCAAUAUCCCUAGAAUCCUGAACGAACUAAAGAGUGUCAUAAUAAGACCUGAUAUGGACGAGAAUAGCGCACUACUACUUAACACUGGCGUGCACUUGUUAAAAAGCUCUGGUUUUUAUACUUAUCAAAAAAUUAUCAAUGGGAUUGUAUUGACUCUUAAACAGUUCUAUCGUGGGACUGUCAUAUGGAAGACUACUACUAGUAUUGGGACACAACGCGAGUUAUACAGUGGGUGCUUUAGGAGAUUCCAUACUGAACAGCGCGUCGACUUGUUCAACGCCUACGCCAUGACAGCCAUGUGUCGAGCAGGAUUUCUUGUCCUUGAUGUGUACCCACUGACCAGUUCAUACCCCGGCGGCACUUUGGAUGGCGUCCAUUAUAACAAUAGCGUGUUCGCAUCUGCUGAAGAUAUUCUCGAGAAUUACUUUAAAACGUAAACCAAGAAGAUGUACAUGAAUUCGGUUUUUCACAAA